Molecule: messenger RNA, 961 nt
Organism: Protobothrops mucrosquamatus (brown spotted pit viper)
Lineage: Eukaryota; Metazoa; Chordata; Lepidosauria; Squamata; Viperidae
Gene: GRPEL2
Product: GrpE like 2, mitochondrial
Exons: 4
Coding region: 92-787 (231 amino acids)
Biological process (GO): protein import into mitochondrial matrix; protein folding
Cellular component (GO): PAM complex, Tim23 associated import motor
Molecular function (GO): protein homodimerization activity; adenyl-nucleotide exchange factor activity; protein-folding chaperone binding
Source: RefSeq, a predicted model, not a curated record
UGUAGUCGUUCGAGUGUUCUCAUUUUCUCCCGUGAGCGUCUGGAAAGCCGCUCUGUCCGUUUCGCUCAGUGUGACCGAGGCGGCGGCGGUAAUGGCAGCGGGCAGGUCUGUGCGAGCGGCGCGGAGUUGCUUGAGCCCUUUUUGGCUCCACUUGAAUUACCCUCCGAUCCACUCCAACAGAGGUUUGCUCUUCGCCUUCAGUACCGCUGCACAACAAAAGAGCACAGGGGAUGAUUGUGGCCCAGAAGAUCCUCAGAAUGAACCUAGACAAAUCUUGAGGGGGGGAAAUUUAGAGCACAAGACCAUCAAGCUAGAAGAACAACUCCGUGUCUUAACAGAACGAUACCAAAGAGCCCUAAUGGAUUCUGAAAAUGUCAGGCGUAGGACACAAAAGUUUGUUGAGGAUGCUAAGAUUUUUGGCAUCCAAAGUUUCUGCAGAGAUCUGGUAGAAGUAGCAGAUAUCCUGAAGACAACCUUGGAGAUUGUUGUAGAGGAAGAUAAUGAUCCAGCUCUGGCCCUGAAUAAGAUCUGUGAAGGCCUGACUCUUAUAGAAGUCAAACUACAAAGCAUCUUUACUAAGCACGGCCUGCAAAAAAUGAACCCCAUUGGUGGCAGAUAUGACCCCUAUGACCAUGAAAUAGUGUGUCAUGUGCCAGCAGAAGAUACGCAAACGGGCACUGUGGCUUUAGUGACACUGGAUGGUUAUAAACUUCAUGGCCGCACUAUCAGACAUGCACAUGUAGGUGUGGCAGUAGAAUCUCAAGAAUCUGAUGAACCUGCAUCUUAGUAAUUGGGAUCUUAUGAGCCUAUUUCUUUUGUCCACAUCAUUACUGCUGCUUUAUUUAUUAAGCCACACUGGUAUGAUUUGCUGGUCUCUCGGGAUUGGCAUGAUAAUUUGGCCUUCCCUUUCAAGAUGUAGUUAUUGAAUGCUAGUUUUUCCUGUUGUGUAAAGAUAUUUUUU